This is a messenger RNA of Ananas comosus (pineapple), 1137 nucleotides long. RefSeq names its product UDP-glucose flavonoid 3-O-glucosyltransferase 7-like. Lineage: Eukaryota; Viridiplantae; Streptophyta; Magnoliopsida; Poales; Bromeliaceae. Gene Ontology annotation, molecular function: UDP-glycosyltransferase activity. The record is from RefSeq and is a predicted model, not a curated record.
CUCCUCCCCUCCAUCGACCGCUUCAACCGCCGCUUCCCCCUCCUCCCCGGCAUCUCCCUCCGCCUCAUCCCCUUCCCCUCCGCCGAGUCCGGCCUGCCCCCGGGCGUCGAGAGCGGCCCCGCGCUCGCCUCCGCCGACAUGCGCGCCCGCUUCUUCUCCGUUGCCCUCCCCCUCCUCCGCCGCCCCUUCGACCGCGUCCUCGCCGACCUCCGCCCCGACGCCGUCGUCUCCGACGCCUUCUUCCCCUGGUCCGCCGCCUCCGCCGCCGCCGCCGCCGUCCCCCGCCUCGCCUUCAACGGCACCGGCCUCUUCGCCUGCUGCGCCUCCCACGCCUUCUUCCACCGCCACGACCACCACGCCGCCGCCGACCCCCGCGGCCUCGUCCCCCUCCCCGGCCUCCCCCACCGCGUCGAGAUGCUCCCGACCCAGCUGCCCGACCCCUCCAGGAACCCCGAGCUUUGGAACUUCUCCAAGCUCGCGGCCGAGGCCAACGAGAACAGCUUCGGCGUCGUCGCGAACAGCUUCUACGAGCUCGAGCCCGACUACGCCGAUCACUACCGGAACGCGGUCGGCAUUCGGACCUGGCUCGUCGGGCCCGUGUCGCUCUGUUGGCUGGACAGCAAAUCCCCCGGCUCCGUCGUCUACGUGUGCUUCGGCACGCUGUCGCACUUCUCGAACGCGCAGUUGAGGGAGAUCGCGGCCGGUCUCGAAGCCUCGGGGCGGGAGUUCAUCUGGGUAGUGAAGGACGCCGACCAACAGGGACCGGAUUGGCUCCCGGAGGGGUUCGAGGAGCGAAUUGAGCGAACGGGGAAGGGGCUAAUUAUAAAAGGGUGGGCGCCGCAGAUACUGAUACUGAACCACAGAGCCGUGGGGGGGUUCGUGACGCACUGCGGGUGGAACUCGACGCUGGAGAGCGUGAGCGCCGGGGUGCCGAUGAUCACGUGGCCGCUCUACGCCGACCAGUUCUUCAACGAGAAGCUGAUCGUGGAGGUGCAGAGGAUCGGCGUCGGCGUGGGGUCGAAGCAGUUCGCGUCGAAUCUGGAGGAGAGGGAGGUGAUCGCGGCGGCGGCCGUGGAGGGGGCGGUGCGGAGGCUGAUGGGGGCGACGGAGGAGGCCGCAGAGAUGCGNCUUCCUUGA